AUGCUUUGUCUAACCCCGAACGCGAACUUUGCCACUUUCAAGGUCCCCGAAGCUCUCCUCACUAAAUGCAGUGCUGCAUUCCCCGAUUUGGGGGAAAAUGAGUGUUCUUCACCAGAACCCGUUAUUCUUGACGAUUCUUCCGAGGCAUUUGAAACCUUUGUGAACUAUCUUUACGACUCUGGGUCAUCCUGCAUUUUCAGCCCUGAACCCAAGCUCAAGCCCGUCCUUGAGUUGCUCUGUAUUGCGCACAAGUAUUGCGCAGAGGACAUCGAGGGCAAAGCUAUGGAAAUCGCACAAAAACUGAUUCAACCUAACGUCCUUGAGUCACAUCUCAUCAACGGAUUUACGGCCCUUGAUGUGUUCCGUGCCGGAAUCGCCGUCAACUCCGCUGCUAUCUCGGACACCGCGUGGGAGUUAGUUUUGGUGAUGUCACGAUCGGGUAAUUUGUCUGAUCGACUGCUUCUGGAUGAGGGAACACGUUCUGGUCGAAGGAAGUAUUGGGAAUCUGCUUAUUACCAGGUCAUGCUGAAUCAGGGGCCAUGUAUUUGUUGGACCCGUGACCCAGCUUUAACGGACAAGGAGCAUCGUCGACUCAUGGUAGGGCAUGCGCGGUGCUCCACCGACUGGGAAGCUUUCCAACGACGCAUUGCUGAUGGCAACUUUCAAGCUCUGAACCACCCCAUAGACUACACACGAGCAGAGCGAAAAAAUAUUAUCUUUAGCUCUUCUUACUGGCCUGUUCCAUAUGUGUCUCAAUACCGAUACGCGAAUGUGGGGGUUGACCAUAUCCUUCCACUGCUCGCAAGGGAAGGCUUACCAGUAUGGGACAUUGUCGGACGGCUUGAAUUGCUUAAAAAAAGCGCACCGGAAGUAAUCUCCAAGUAUGCGAGCGACACUCUACUUACCGUGCGAAAACACUUUUACCGCUAUUUCCUCCUCGACGAGGAUGACGACUAUCCGAGCAAUUAG
This is a messenger RNA of Cantharellus anzutake, 969 nucleotides long. RefSeq lists its product as uncharacterized. The record is from RefSeq and is a predicted model, not a curated record. Lineage: Eukaryota; Fungi; Basidiomycota; Agaricomycetes; Cantharellales; Hydnaceae. The coding region runs from base 1 to 969 and encodes 322 amino acids. The transcript has 2 exons.